UAGUUUCCCUGGCAACGUAAACCCAGGGCCCGGCGCGUGGAGCUGAGAACUGUGUGUGGCGCGGAGGCUUCGGAGCUAGCUGGGUGGCUCGGCCGGUAAGGAGCUCCUUUAGCCGAGGUCACACUUUGCAUCAACCCAUUGGUCCUCAGCAAAGAUGUCCAAGUCACCAUCCACUACAGUCUCCAAAAACGUGACCUAUACUAAACACAACCCGGAAUCCAUGAAAAACAGUUCUUCAGUCACUGAAAACAAAACAGAGAAACAGACAAAAAAAGACAGAGGUAAACUUCAAGCUGGGAGGCUGCAGUCCAAGUCAUUAGGAGAGCUUGGGAUCACUCCUAACCCUGAAGCUAAUCCUUUCCACCUGUCUGGGAACGUGGAUUUCUUCGUGCUCAGAGACCAGGAGCGGAACAGGGCUCUUCAAGAGCGUGAGCAGAAGAAGAGGAUGCAUGCAUACGAGAAGAUGACCUACUCCUCCAAGGUGUGGGCCAAGCACACCAGCCUGCAUCAGGAGCUGCAGCAGGGGGAGGAGGCUGAGGACCAGGCCCAGCAGCAGCGCGCCGUGCAGGAUGCCACUACCUGGAAGCUCACCUGGACCAGAGAAAAGAAGGUGUUACCUGAGGACUUGGGCAGCUUCCUGAACCGCCAGCGCCAGCUGUUUCUCCUGCAGUAUGCCCUGGAGGUGAAGCAGAGUGAGAUUCAGCAGCUGGAGAUGGUGACAGAGAGGGAGGAGGCCAGGCUGGAGCAGGCGGAGAAGGCCCUGGAGAAGGACGCAGUCUUGUUUGACGAGUUCCUCAGGGAGAACGAUCGCAGCUCUGUGCAGGCCUUACGGAUGGCUGAAAAGGAGACCAAAGCCAAGGUGGAGAAGAUCAUUGAGUUCCGGGAACUCACCACUCAGAUCAUGAAUAUCAAAAGUGAGAUCUCCAAAUUCGAAGACACUCUGCAUCAUUACAAGAUCUAUAAGGAUUUCCUAUACAAGUUGUCACCCAGGGAGUGGUUUGAAGAACAGGAGAAGAAAUACUUGGCUCUCAAAAAGGCCAAGGAGGUCGUGGAGCCCCCCAAAGAGAACAGUGUUCUCUUGCCUGGGGACAAAAGUAGCAGAAAAGAGGAUGCAGGAUCCCAGGGACCAGGGAUUAAGGGCAAGAUACCCCACCUGGGGGCCAGAGAAAGCCAGGGCAAAAAGAAGUCCUCAAAGUUUCUGCAAGGGAUACGGCUGGGAUCGGACUCGUUCAGUAUCAACAAUUCCCAGCAAAACAGCAGGAGAGGGUCGAACUCUCUCGUCCCCCAGCAAGAGGACAGCGACAGCGACGGGGAGGAGCUGGAGCUCUACUUCACGGAGCCCCAGCAGCUCCUGGACGUCUUCACGGAGCUGGAGGAGCAGAACCUGUCACUGAUCCAGAACACGCAGGAAAUGGAGGAGACCUUGGAAGACCUGGGCCGCAGCUUGAAAAACACCAAGAUCCGCAUGGACAAGGAGAUCAACCAGCUGAAGCAGUGGAUGACCACGAUGAUGAUGUCCAUCACUAAGGAGGAGGAAACAGCUGCUGAGCUGGAGCUCAAAUCCCGAGUCUUUAACUAUGGCGAGUACAAGGGUGUUCAGCAGGACAAGCUGCUAGAGAGCCUGAACCUCAAGGUGCUGGACGUGUACCAGCACUGCACCGGCACCCGUCAGGAUGCCAACCUGGGCACCGUGCAGAUGCUGACCAUCAUUGAGCACCAGCUGGAUGAGCUGCUGGAGAACCUGGAGCACGUACCCCAGGGCAAGAUUGAGCAGGCUGAGAAGGCCAAGGACAAGGAGCGGCGUUCGAGACUUCGGGAAGAGAAGGCCAAGAUACAAAAGAUGCUGCAGGAAGAGCGUCUGCAGCGUGCUCAAGCCCGGGCCCGGGCCAAGAUCAAGAUGAAGAGAGGCAGGAGACUGGUGUGCCGCUCCCAGCCCCCAGCCCUCAAAACGAAGGCGGUGUCUGCACACACGCAGAUGGACAAGGACAAGGAAGAGAUGCUGUUUUUCUUCACCUAAACCCCACAGAGCCACGAGAUUGGUUGAGGCUUAGUGAAGACAUAGCAGAGGAGGCAGAGGGCCUGGGCUGGGUCGUGAGUGGACAGCCCGGGCCACUCGGUCCCCUUAUGUGCCCUCUGCACUCACCUGAAAUAAACCCUUGUCUCCUUGGUGUCCUGACAGCCUGUUUUAGGAAGCAGCCCACCCGCUGACCAAAUCUCAGAGGCAGUCUUUGUCAUCACUAGCCCUAAGCAGAUGCCCGAGGGGUGAAACACGGCCUUGGUACUCAUCUGGAAUAGCUGUUUUGCAGCUUGGUGCCUGUAGUACAAUGGUUACGGUGCCAGCCACAUACACCAAGGAUGGUGGGUUUGGGCCAACUAAACAACUGAACAACAACAAAAAAAUAGUUGGGGGUGGCACCUGUGGCUCAAAGGAGUAGGGGGCCGGCCCCACAUACCAAGGGUGGCAGGUUCAAACCUGGCCCUGACCAAACUGCAACAAAAGAAUAGCCGGGCAUUGUGGUGGGUGCCUGUAGUCCCAGCUACUAGGAAGGCUGAGGCAAGAGAAUCGCUUAAGCCCAGGAGUUGGAGGUUGCUGUGAGCUGUGACGCCACGGCACUUUACCCAGGACCAUAUAGUGAGACUGUCUCAAAAAACAAAACAAGAAAACCCCAGCUAUUUCGGGAGAGACAAAUGCCAGCUCUACAUUGGGAUACAGUGUGGGGUCAGCCCAGUGCCAAGACAAAAGAAAAACAGCAAACUGGGCAGAUGGAAGGGUUGUAAAUAGAAGGGAGAAAAAUUACUUCUACACCACAUACACAAUACAUUGAAUUAAGCCAUGAUGAAAUCUUUGGUGCAUUGUCUGUAAAGAAGCACUUACCCAUCGCCAACAGGGAGCCUCAGUGCCCAAAAAACAGCAGCCAGUCUCCGUGCCUGGUGGUAGUACUCACGGUGCGUGUGGAAGGAAGGCACAGCCCGGAGCAGUGUUUCACACCUAUAAUCCUAGCACCCUGGGAGGUUCACUUGGGCUAACAAGUUCGAGACUAACCAAAGUGAGAGUGAGAUCUCAUCUCUACCCAAGGCGGGUAUAGCUGGGCAUGAUGGCGGGUGCCUGCAGUUCCAGGAGGGAGGCUGAGGGAGAAGGAUCACUUGAGCCCAAGAGUUUGAGGUUGCUGUGAGCUAUGACUCCAUGGCGCACUAUCAAGGUGACAGAGUGAGACUCUGUCUUAAAACAAAGGAAAAAAAAAAAAAACCAUGGCCUGGGCAAAGCCUCCUCCCUGGAGAUGGUGUGGUAGAGCCAUGACCACUGGCCGGCAGCCCUGCUAGGAUCCUAUGGAGGGAGGCGGCCUACCACGUGGGCAAGUUCAGCCCCUGAACUUUAGUCUGUGAUACAGCACAGCGGUCAGAGGAAAGAGCCACUAACAGAUGGGAUAAGCAGCACCUGGUGCAUGGCACACAGAGCCAGACAGAGAGAGGGCUCACACUCAAACUUUGUGUCAUUCCCAGAAGUCAGAGUCCCCAAAUUCAAGGAACAAAAUCAAAACACAGAAUCUGGAGGAUUCCAAGUCUGAGAACCCAAAUAGCAUCCAAAUAAACAUACUUCAAAAGGCACAAGGCAAAAAAAGCA
Messenger RNA from Nycticebus coucang (slow loris), 3622 nucleotides. It is a transcript of the gene CFAP100, whose product is annotated as cilia and flagella associated protein 100. Gene Ontology annotation, cellular component: ciliary basal body. The record is from RefSeq and is a predicted model, not a curated record. NCBI's taxonomy places the organism in Eukaryota, Metazoa, Chordata, Mammalia, Primates, Lorisidae. The coding region runs from base 155 to 2017 and encodes 620 amino acids. The transcript has 17 exons.